GCUCCUCACCACGGUGUGCGUGACCGCCAUUUGUAGCAUGCUGGGCGCGACCUUCCACGGCAGAGGGGACGGCACCCGACCGUCGCGCUUCCUAGACGACGACGCCUGGGGAGUCGACGACGACAGCAUCAACGUAAGCGUUAGCAGCGCCGCGGGGGGCACGGGCGGGCGAGCUUCGCCGCCGGAGAUGGGACCAGAGCAUACCAAUGGCAAUGGUAGUGACAUCAGGAUAACGCCGCCGUUCAAGAUGGAGGAAGGCGGCGGAGACGGGGGGAAGCGGGUUAACGGGGGGGGAAUGGCCGGGGGAGAGGAGCGGCGGGAUUCGAUGGGGGACGAAUCGAUCGUAUCGGGGGUUCCUAGCACUAUCUCGCACCGACUGGCGGCACAGUCGUCGUCGCUCCAGCACCGAUAUUUCGGACCAGGGCCUAAGGUGUUUCCGGACACGAUUUUCUUCAUCCUGGUGGUAAGCCAAUGGUUUCUCGCGGGCUGGAGCGUCGUAGGGGCGGCGCUGUACUUCCGUCUCUUCACUGGCAAUCGAAUGUGUUCACCCUUGCUGCGGCACUGGACGCUGCUGGUGGUGAUCAUCGGGUUCCUGUCGUGUCUCCUGGCCGUUUGCUACUCUGGGAUCAUGUGCUGCAUGUUGGGGGCACCCUUCAGCCGAAGCCGAGGCAGAAACGGCAGCGGCGAGAGAGAUCAGUUCCACGCAGACCUGCCCUCGAGCAGCGACAGUACCAGCACCGGCAAUGAGCCGGGUAUGAUGUGACACGCGUCGUACCAACGCGCGCGGAGAGUGGGAUCGAUAGUUGCUUGGGGGUGUGCGACCGAGUGGUAUCGAAACUUGUGUGUGAACUAUUUAGCAGUUGGAGAAGGAAAUGCCGGUGAGCGGAGACUCGCACGGCAUGGUGGGCGUGCCACGCCGCCUGGGGGCGUGGGGCAGACAAGGACGGAGCCGGAGAUUAGAACGGGGUCAAUUAUUUUGUUUGAUCAAGGCGUCGGACUGUGGUUGAGUUGGUGUUUUCCUCGUCGUGCCGUACGUCUCGCUUGUCAAGCCUAGGGGCAACGAAAAAGCGAAAUGGAGAGCCGUGUGGUGGCGGCAGCUUCUGGGCUGCGGCACGUGAGGGGAUUCGAAGAAGAAAACUAGUGGUAGUGCGUUGCAGGUAAAGGGUGGUGGUGUGACUGACAGGCCAGGAUCCUUCGAUUAGUUCUUUUGUGUGGCAGUCGGCAGGGGUGAGCGCGGGGGGGGGGUACACAGUGCGGUCAUUUGCCGGGGGCAUGCGUAUGUAUGCCUCGAAACGCGCAGCCGAGCCCGCCCGCAGAGAUGUAGUAAUAUCGACAGCCCACUUGUACAGCGUUGUUUGGGGCUGGGUGGGAGUGGCUGCGAUCGACUUGUUAGGCCAGAAGCGCCUUCGAGUUUAAACCGCAGGUGUAUCGUAACGUUCGCCAUCAUCGCGACGAGGUCGAACAGUGUUUGGAGCGCGCCCGUAGAUGUGUGAUGUAUCAUACCAUGUGUUUUGUGACUCCGGCUGCGUAUGCGCCGAGAAUUAGUUGUGGUUCCAGGCAGUGCCUGUUGUUGUGGUGUGCUCCAUUUUCUGACAUUUGAUUGCUUUGGUUUGUUUUUUGUGGAUUUUCAGAUUAGUUUGCAGCAACACGGCACGAUAGCCUGGAAGCGUUGGAACAUAGAGAGGCUUCACCUUCGGUCAAAUAUACUACAUUACAUGGCACAACGUCCUCUCAGCGGGAUCCGUAGCGGCGGGGCGUACACUUAUGUUUUGGAUGUCUAAGCGGUUAGACCAUUGACCACGCGUCCUCGAGAGGACGGAGCAUUGUUCCCACAGGACCGAUCACCGAUGGCCAAUCGUUCCUUCCUACAUUGAUUGCCAAAGGUGGCUCAAAAAUGUCUCACCUAGCCUAUCCUUCCUAUCGAUAUCACUUCCCGCUGCCUAUGCCCCACUACAGCUACCGUCUUCUCCUGUCUAUUCCAUGCCUCAAACAUCUCCCUGCAUUUUCCUUAUACUUUUCCCAGCUCAGUCACGUGCACUUCCCCCUCCUCUUGUUGUACAACGAAUACUCCGCAACGACAUGAACACGGUCUUCGCACUCGGAGCCGCAUUGACAUUUUAACUUAUCGUCUUCAUCGUCUAAUGUACCUUCUUAAAUCUUCGUCUACGUUCUCGAAGGCCGUAGUCCCCGGUCCUGAAUUUGACCUUCAGCUUUCUCACUGCAUCCAUUGUUCCCCGCAGGAAUUCAUUCCUUGAAUCCUAUUAACCCUUUUGGGACUACACGCCUCCUGAGUGUCGGUCAGAGUGCUGCUCCUCUUCCUGUCGCACAAUUUGUUUUUGAAAUCUGCACUGAAAAUGAGGGCUCGAAAGGGCGAAUAGCUCGCGCGAAACGGUGGCCGCCCGCGAGCCGGGGACACCAGAGAGCUGAAUCCCUCCGCAGAAAAAACACGGGGAGGGAGUUCCACUCUCGCAGACUACCUCUUUCAGCUGCUGUAGCAGCAGACCAGCUCCAGCAGACCUCAGCCAGCAGGUGUGGGAUGAACCUUUUUU
Ectocarpus sp. CCAP 1310/34 is the source of this 2549-nucleotide messenger RNA. NCBI's taxonomy places the organism in Eukaryota, Phaeophyceae, Ectocarpales, Ectocarpaceae. The record is from the annotation of a GenBank genome assembly.